Messenger RNA from Vicia villosa (hairy vetch), 393 nucleotides. RefSeq lists its product as uncharacterized. The record is from RefSeq and is a predicted model, not a curated record. The transcript has 3 exons. Lineage: Eukaryota; Viridiplantae; Streptophyta; Magnoliopsida; Fabales; Fabaceae. Bases 1 to 393 code for a protein of 130 amino acids.
AUGGGUGUUGGUAGAGCUUUGAAAUCUAGAAAGCUCACACCGUGUUUUGUUGCUCUGUACCGGAUUCUUGAGAAGGUGGAUGAAGUGGCCUAUCGGAUUGCUUUGCCACCGUCACUUGCUAACCUUCAUGAUGUGUUUCACGUGUCUCAGUUGAGGAGAUACAUUCCAGAUCCUUCUCGUGUGGUCCAAGUGGAUGAUAUAGAGGAUCUGGAGGUGAAGCAGUUUCGUGGUAAAGAAAUAGCCUUAAUGAAGGUAGUGUGGGGAGGACCAUCUGGUGAGAGCAUGACUUGGGAACGUGAGGAUCAACUGAAGGAGUCUUAUCCAGUUUUGUUUCCGUCAGCAUGGAUAUACGAAGUGUUUAAUUGUAUGAAGUUUUGCCGGUUCAUGCGAUGA